Oxyura jamaicensis (ruddy duck) is the source of this 978-nucleotide messenger RNA. RefSeq names its product CMRF35-like molecule 2. The transcript is spliced from 8 exons. Gene Ontology annotation, cellular component: plasma membrane. The record is from RefSeq and is a predicted model, not a curated record. Lineage: Eukaryota; Metazoa; Chordata; Aves; Anseriformes; Anatidae. Bases 1 to 978 code for a protein of 325 amino acids. Gene Ontology annotation, molecular function: transmembrane signaling receptor activity.
AUGAGACCUGAUGCUCGCGGGCCCCUGGAGCGGAGCAGGAUGAUGGGGACGUGGCCGGGCUGGGGCUGGCUCCUUCUCCCAGCGUGCCAGGCUCUCAUAGCCCCCCGGGAGGUCAGCGGCCACACGGGCCAGGCGCUGACCCUGCACUGCUGGUACGCGCCCGGCUACCAGGGCUACAACAAGUACUGGUGCCGCGGGGCCUCGCGGGACUCCUGCCGCAAGGUGGUGGAGACCGCGGGGCGAGAAGCGCCCCGACAGCGCGGCCGCGUCUCCAUCACGGACAACCACGUCUUCUGCCUCGUCCUGCUCACCCUGGAGGAGCUCUGGGAGGAGGACGCUGGGAGCUACUGGUGCGGGGUGGAGCGGGCGGGCAGGGACAUCAUGACGCCGGUUACCAUCAGGGUUUUGCCAGCUCCCCCCAGGACCACCCCUGACGCGUCCGUACGAGCUGUGCCUGCAAACCCUGCAGCCCCCCUCUCGCCCGGGCCCUCCGAUGCCACCACCGAGCUCCUCUACACGGCCAACAUCACCAACGCCACUGCCACGGGCCCCCCCGGGUCAGCCCUGAGUGCCCUGGUGCCCACGGCGGUGCUGCUCUCCCUGCUGGCUGUGGCCGGCUCUGCCGGGCUCAUCUACGCCCUGUGGAGGAGGAGGGAAGACAGGAGACCCCUGGGAGCGGUGAGAUCUAAUCCGAAGGACCAGGCGCAGCUGCACCAUCUGGACUUUGGGGACUCGCUGCCCCCUCGCUCCAACCCCCCCCCGACCCCCUCCAAGCCUGCCUUUGCCAGGGAGCUGGACAACGUCUACGACAACGAGCUGGACCUGACAAAGGACCCUGGGGACACACCGCCCCCGCGGCACGGCAGCAGUGCCAUGGAGCAGGACGCCGAGCCGGAGGAUGAGAACUUCUACACCAACACCUUGUGCCACGACAGGAGCAGGGGGGGGCCCGGCCGCGGCGCCCAGCGAGGAAAUUAA